This is a messenger RNA of Trypanosoma theileri, 1587 nucleotides long. RefSeq lists its product as uncharacterized. The coding region runs from base 1 to 1587 and encodes 528 amino acids. The record is from RefSeq and is a predicted model, not a curated record. NCBI's taxonomy places the organism in Eukaryota, Euglenozoa, Kinetoplastea, Trypanosomatida, Trypanosomatidae. The transcript has a single exon.
AUGGUCUCAGUACCGACGAAGGUGGAUAGUAACAAUGGCCUCCUCAUACGAACAGCGGAAAAGCGUAUCCCGUGUGAAAUUAAGAGCCAUUUCAACAACAUGUUGAUAUACCGUUAUUUAAGAGAUGGUGUGAAGAGUAAUAAUAGUAGUAAUAGUAGUAAUAAUAAUAGUAGUGGUGAUAUGUGUGUUAUUCCCACACACAAACGUCAUAGAGAUAUUGAAUAUAGAAGAGAAGUCUCUCUGGAAAGUUGCACUAGUCGAGUUCUCUCAUGUUUACCCUGUCAAGUCUUAACAGGAUACUGUGUGAUGUGGGUAGAGUCUGCGGUUUGUGUUUCCACCUUUGAUCCUCUAACAGCAUACACAAAGAGAAGAGGGCAUGAGGAGGAAAAUGCAUACAAGAAUAAUAACGAUAACCCCAACCAUAAUAAUAAUAAUAAUAAUAACCUUAAAAAAGGAAGAGGAAGAGAUGAAAAAGGAUCUGAGUAUCAUAAUGUACGACUCUUUAGUCUUCACAUUGUGGAUCAACGGGCUUAUCAACAUCCCAUGCAGUAUUCCUUUGCCCUUCAGUCUCUUUGUCAACCAGGACGACCACUACAACUCCAAUGCUAUCCAUAUCACAUGGUCCACUUUGGAUUACUCAUGCAUGCUAUUUGGAAUGCCCCUGAUGUUUUCUUUGAAAAAGAUAAAAGAGAAUCAUUUAAUAAAAUAAAACACCACACUACUAUAGAAUCUAAUACAGAUCUUCUUAAUACUACUACUAUUACUACUAAUACUACUAAUAAUAUUACUACUACUACUUCACGAGGGUUUCCACUAAUGACAAACGUAUCGAAUGAUGGGGUUCUUCUUCUUGGUCUCGGUGGAAACGUUAUUGGAAACUGUUUAGAUGUGGCCCUUUCUUCAGAUGUUCCUAUCGAUGUGGUAGAAAUAGAGCCAACUGUGCUGGAGAUAUGCCGAGCACACAAUCAACUACCACUGUGUGAAGUACAAGAUCAAAGAGAAGAUAAUAAACAACGACAAGAGUGGAUAGUUUCUCAAGCCCAUCACCGAUAUCCACACUAUCGUUUUAUUCUCACAGACGCCCGAACCUUUCUACAGGAUACGAAUAAAUACUAUAGUCUUAUCUUUCUCGACUGUUAUGAUCCUUCAAGAGAACGAAUGAUGCAUGAUUGUAAUCUUAUUGAUCUCUGUCAUGCACGUCUUAUUCCCGGUGGGGCUGUUAUUGUGAAUGCACACAUUUUACCAACAAGGGAAACACUAGAGGAGCAAUUUCUCUCACGUGGAUUUGCCACUGUACAGGUAUUACGAGUAGCGGGAUGUGAUCAGUGUAUAGUGGUAUGUUUGGCUCAUGAUAAGAAAACCCUAUCGAAUCAAGAUGUUGUAAAGGAGGAAAUGGAAAUAAAUGGAAAAUGGAAUCAUUUUUCUGUGCGGCAUGCACGUUUCUUAGCACGGCGACUUUUUGAUAUUUCAACAAGGUGUGAUAAUAUAAGCCGUGAGGGUUUUUGUUUGGAUGCGGGUUGGUUGAAGUCAUCACGAUGUUUGGAGGGACUUUCACAUCACACACGUGUGUGGGAACACUAUGAAUGA